Molecule: messenger RNA, 8870 nt
Organism: Stegostoma tigrinum
Lineage: Eukaryota; Metazoa; Chordata; Chondrichthyes; Orectolobiformes; Stegostomatidae
Product: filamin-A
Biological process (GO): actin cytoskeleton organization
Molecular function (GO): actin filament binding
Source: RefSeq, a predicted model, not a curated record
AGGGAGUGAUUGAGGAGGGGAGUGACGAGGCGGACACAUUGCGCUGUGAAGCACCAUGAGCCAGAGUAGCGCUACCAGCGGCGGAGCGGGAGCAGGCGCUGGCUCGGAAUUAGCAGCGAGUGACACAGCGGAGAUGCCAGCUACAGAGAAGGAUCUGGCGGAGAAUGCGCCUUGGAAACGGAUCCAACAGAAUACCUUCACCCGCUGGUGUAAUGAGCAUCUGAAAUGUGUGAACAAAAGGAUCGCGAACCUCCAGACCGACCUGAGCGAUGGCCUCAGGCUAAUCGCUCUCCUGGAGGUUCUCACAAAGAAAAUGUUCCGCAAAUUUAAUCAGCGCCCGAAUUUCCGACAGAUGCAGCUGGAGAAUGUGUCUGUGGGGCUCGAGUUCCUGGACAGGGAGAACAUCAAACUGGUGUCGAUCGAUAGUAAGGCGAUUGUAGAUGGGAACCUGAAGCUGAUCCUGGGUUUGAUAUGGACCCUCAUUCUGCAUUACUCUAUCUCCAUGCCAAUGUGGGAUGAGGAGGACGAUGAAGCCAAGAAACAGACCCCGAAGCAGAGGCUACUGGGAUGGAUUCAGAACAAAUUGCCCGAAAUUCCAAUCACCAACUUCAGCAAAGAUUGGCAAAGUGGGAAAGCCUUGGGUGCCCUGGUGGACAGCUGUGCCCCUGGGCUCUGCCCGGACUGGGAGACCUGGGAUGGUACAAAGCCAGUGGAAAAUGCCAGGGAAGCCAUGCAACAGGCUGACGAUUGGCUGGGGAUCCCACAGGUGAUUACUCCAGAGGAAAUUUUGGAUCCGAAUGUGGACGAACACUCGGUCAUGACCUACCUCUCCCAAUUUCCCAAGGCCAAGCUCAAACCUGGAGCCCCACUUCGGCCCAAGCUCAACCCCAAGAAGGCUCGGGCCUACGGACCAGGUAUUGAGCCAACAGGGAAUGUGGUCAUGAGGAAGGCUGAGUUCACCGUGGAAACCAUCAGUGCAGGCCAGGGCGAGGUUAUCGUCUACGUGGAGGACCCUGCUGGGCACCGUGAGGAGGCUAAAGUAACAGCGAACAAUGACAGAAACCGGACUUACACAGUCUAUUACACUCCCAAAGUGGUGGGACUGCACAAGGUGACAGUUCUGUUUGCUGGGCAGCACAUUUCCAAGAGCCCUUUCGAGGUGACCAUUGGCAAGGCACAGGGCGAUCCCAGUAAAGUCACUGCCCAGGGCCCGGGGCUCGAGCCUGUAGGCAAUGCUGCCAACAAGUCGACCUACUUUGACAUCUACACAGCGGGAGCGGGUCUGGGGGAGGUCUUUGUCACUGUCACUGACCCCCAGGGGAAUAAGGACACCGUGGAGGUGCAGCUGGAGGAUCGAGGGAACAGCUCGUAUCGCUGUACAUACAGGCCCCUCGUUGAGGGAAUGCACAUUGUGACUGUGACGUUUGGGGGUGCACAGAUCCCCAAAAGCCCCUUCUCUGUGUCUGUGGCAAAAGCUUGUAAUCCCAGUGCCUGUUGGGCAGUUGGACGUGGACUCCAGCCCAAAGGGGUUCGUGCCAAAGAAACAGCAGACUUCAAGGUCUACACAAAAGGGGCUGGUACUGGAGACCUGAAGGUGGUGGUGAAAGGACCGAAGGGCCACGAGGAGAUGGUCAAACAGAAGGAUAUGGGCGACGGAGUCUAUUCCUGCGAAUACUAUCCCAAUCAGCCGGGGACAUACACUGUCUCCAUCACAUGGGGUGGACAACACAUCCCCAACAGCCCGUUUGAGGUGAAAGUUGGUUCUGUGGCAGGUCCCCAGAAGGUUCGGGCCUGGGGCCCCGGCCUGGAGGGAGGUGUGGCUGGGCAGUCAGCUGAUUUUGUGGUGGAAGCCAUUGGGACGGAUGUGGGCACGCUGGGUUUCUCUGUGGAGGGGCCCUCGCAGGCGAAGAUUGAGUGUGAUGAUAAAGGUGAUGGGUCGUGUGACGUGCGGUACUGGCCCACAGAGGCGGGAGAGUAUGCUGUACAUGUACUGUGUAACAAUGAUGACAUCAAAUACAGCCCCUUCAUGGCCGACAUCAAACCCGCACCUGCCAACUUCAAACCUGACAAGGUACGAGCCUACGGUCCCGGUCUAGAGAGCACAGGGACAGUCAUUAACAAACUCACUGAGUUCACAGUCGAUGCCAAACAGGGGGGCAAUGCCAACCUGAAGGUGUAUGGUCAGGACUCAGAGGGGUUACCUAUCGAUGUGAAGGUGAAGGAUAAUAAAGAUGGGACAUAUUCCUGCUCCUACACCCCAAAGAAACCGCUCAAACACACGGUGAUGGUCUCCUGGGGAGGGGUCAACAUUCCCAAGAGCCCCUUCCGGGUCAAUGUUGGAGCGGGCAGUCACCCAGAGAAGGUCAAAGUUCAUGGACCAGGAGUGGCCAAGACUGGGCUCAAGGCCUUUGAACCAACAUACUUCACAGUGGACUGUGCAGAGGCUGGGCAAGGUGAUGUGAGUAUUGGGAUAAAGUGUGCCCCUGGGGUUGUGGGACCUGCUGAGGCAGAUAUUGAUUUUGACAUUAUCCGUAAUGACAACGACACAUUCACAGUGAAGUAUACCCCCCCGGGAGCUGGUCACUACACCAUCAUGGUCCUGUUCGCUGACCAGGCAAUUCCAAUGAGCCCCCUGAGGGUAAAGGUCGAUCCCGCACACGAUGCCAGCAAAGUAAAGGUGGAUGGACCUGGGGUCAGCCGCAAUGGGGUAGAGAUGGGGAAGCCCACCCACUUCACGAUCCAUACAAAAGGAGCUGGAAAGGCUAAGGCCAACGUGCAGUUCACGGGGCCGACUAAAGCUGAGGCAGUGCGUGACUUUGAGAUCCUCGAUAACCAUGAUGACACCUACACCGUCCGAUACACGCCUGUACAGCAAGGCACCCUGGGAGUCGGCGUGACAUAUGGAGGUGACAAUAUCCCCAAAAGCCCCUUCAAUGUUGGGGUCUCUCCAACUCUGGACAUGAGCAAGAUCAAGGUUAAUGGCCUCAGCGACAAGGUCGAGGUAGGAACUGACCAGGAGUUCACAGUGAAGUCCAAAGGUGCAGGUGGACAAGGCAAAGUGAACGCCAAGAUCACAGGACCAGCAAACAAGUCAGUGCCCUGCAAGGUGGAGCCAGGUCUCAGCCCUGACAACAGUAUCGUCAAGUUUAUCCCAAGGGACGAGGGAACCUACCAGGUGGAUCUGACCUACGAUGGCAUCCCAGUGCCUGGGAGCCCCUUCCCACUGGAGGCAGUUGCUCCCUCCAACCCAUCCAAGGUGAAAGCAUAUGGGCCAGGCCUGAGAGGGGGAGUUGUGGGGUCUCCGGCCCCUUUCACUAUUGAUACCAAAGGUGCGGGGACAGGAGGACUUGGCCUGACAGUGGAGGGUCCUUGUGAAGCGAAGAUCGAGUGUUUGGACAAUGGCGAUGGUACGUGCUCUGUGUCGUAUCUGCCCACAGAACCUGGUGACUAUCUGAUCAACAUCCUGUUCGCUGGCUCACACAUCCCCAGCUCACCCUUCAAGGCCAGCAUCAAAGCCUCGUUUGACCCAUCUAAAGUGAAGGCCUGGGGCCCGGGCCUGGAGCGAGGCCGGGUCGGAGAAUCCGGAGAUUUUGUCGUGGACUGUGCAAGCGCCGGCCUUGGGGAACUCAACAUUGAGAUCACCUCGGAGUCAGGAGCCCCAGCAGAAGUUCUGAUCCAGGAUAACGGAGAUGGCACCUACACCAUCACUUACAUCCCACUGUAUCCAGGCACCUACACCAUCACCAUCAACUACGGGGGACAACCUGUGCCAAACUUCCCCGCCAAGCUUCAAGUCGAACCAGCUGUCGAUACGUCCGCCAUCAAAGUCUAUGGCCCUGGGGUUGAGUCCCGAGGCGUUUUCCGAGAGGCCACUACGGAUUUCAAUGUUGAUGCUCGGAGUGUGACAAAGACGGGUGGAAACCACAUCAAAGCCCAUAUUACUAACCCCUCAGGCACCCACACUGACACCGUGAUCCAGGAUAAAGGAGAUGGCACCUACAAAGUCGAGUACACCCCAUUUGAGGAAGGGGUACACACCAUCGAUGUGGUCUACGAUGAGGCUCCUGUUCCAAGCAGUCCAUUCCGGGUGCCAGUCACUGAGGGCUGUGAUCCAAGCCGGGUUCGGGCCUAUGGGCCUGGCCUCGAUGGAGGAAUUAGUAACCGCCCCAACAAAUUCACUGUGGAGACCAGGAAUGCGGGAACAGGAGGUCUGGGCCUAGCUGUGGAGGGCCCCUCUGAGGCCAAGAUCACCUGCAAGGACAACAAAGAUGGCAGCUGCUCAGUGGAGUAUGUGCCCUACGAAGCUGGCACUUAUGAUGUGGUUAUCACCUAUGGGGGCCAACAAAUCCCAGGAAGCCCAUUCAAAGUUCCAGUGACUGACACAGUGGAUCCCACGAAGGUGAAGUGCCUGGGGCCUGGUUUGGGGAACAACGUGCGUGCUAAUGUCCCACAGUGCUUUACGGUGGACACCAGUAAGGCUGGAGCGGCCCCACUGAAUGUCAGCGUGGUGGGGCCUAAAGGAGUUGUGGAACCCGUUGAAAUUAUUGACAACCUCGACCAAACCAAAACUGUGAACUACGUACCAACUCAUGAGGGACCAUACACUGUUUCAGUCCAAUAUGCUGACCAGCAAGUCCCACGCAGCCCCUUCAAGGUGAAGGUACUGCCCACCCAUGAUGCCAGCAAAGUGAAAGCCAGUGGUCCAGGCCUCAACACCAUGGGAGUUCCUGCCAGUCUGCCUGUGGAAUUUACCAUCGAUGCUAAGGAUGCGGGUGAAGGGUUACUGUCUGUUCAGAUUACUGACCCUGAUGGUGUACCAAAGAAGGCAAACAUUCGGGAUAACCACGAUGGCACCUACACCAUCUCCUACGUGCCCGCCGUCACUGGCCGCUACACCAUCCUCAUCAAAUACGGUGGCGACGAGAUCCCGUACUCCCCCUACCGCAUCAGGGCCUUGCCCACCGGAGAUGCCAGCAAGUGUACCGUGACUGUGUCAAUCGGAGGUCACGGGUUAGGCGCUGGCAUGGGGCCGACCAUUCAGAUUGGCGAAGAGACCCUGAUCACAGUGGAUGCCAAGGCAGCAGGCAAGGGCAAGGUAACGUGCACCGUGUGUACGCCAGAUGGCUCUGAGGCUGAUGUCGACGUGGUGGAGAACGAGGAUGGAACCUUUGACAUCUUCUACACGGCUCCCCAGCCCGGAAAAUAUGUCAUCUGUGUGCGCUUCGGGGGAGAACACAUCCCUAACAGCCCCUUCCAGGUCACGGCGACAGAAGGAGAAGGAAUUACCCCUCAACAGCUACAACAACAAAGGACAGCACCCAAUUAUGGAUGGGCUCCAGAGCGGCCUCUCAGUGUGAAUGGUAUGGACACGGCUGACCUUCGACCAUUCGACCUGGUCAUUCCUUUCACCAUCAAGAAGGGUGAGAUCACAGGGGAGGUCCGGAUGCCAUCCAAGUUAACGGCCAAACCGGACAUUGUGGACAAUAAGGAUGGCACUGUGACAGUGAAGUUUGCACCCACUGAGAAAGGUCUGCAUGAGAUGGACAUCAAGUGUGAUGGCAACCACAUCCCAGGGUGUCCUCUGCAGUUUUACGUGGAUGUUGUCAACAGCGGACAUGUCAAUGCCUACGGCCCAGGCCUCAUUCAUGGAAUGGUUAACAAGCCAGCUGUUUUCACCGUUGACACUAAAGAUGCUGGCGAGGGCGGUCUGGCUCUGGCAAUCGAAGGUCCUUCCAAGGCGGAUAUCAGCUGCACAGACAAUAAGGAUGGGACUUGCACCGUCUCCUACCUGCCCGUUCUACCCGGAGACUACAACAUCCUGGUCAAGUACAACGAUGAGCACAUUCCUGGCAGCCCCUUUGUCUCCAAGAUCACUGGCGACGACUCCAUGAGAAUGUCCCAGCUGAAGGUAGGCUCCUCGACCGACAUACCCCUGGACAUCAGUGAGACAGAUCUCAGCCAGCUGGUUGCCACUGUGACUGCUCCGUCUGAACGGGAGGAGUCUUGUCUGCUGAAGAGGCUGCGUGGUGGGAAUAUUGGUAUAUCGUUUGUCCCGAAGGAGAUGGGUGAGCACGUGGUCAACAUUAAGAAGAAUGGCCGCCACGUGGCCAACAGCCCCAUCACUGUCAUGAUCAACCAAUCAGAGGUGGGCGAUGCAAGCCGUGUGCACGUGUCCGGACCAGGCCUCAAGGAAGCGCACACCUUUGAGCCGGCACACUUCACCAUCGACACACGGGAGGCCGGUUAUGGUGGUCUGGGACUCUCCAUCGAAGGGCCCAGUAAAGUGGACAUCAGCACUGAGGAGAUGGAGAAUGGUAAAUGCAGAGUAACAUACUGUCCCACUGAGCCAGGGAACUACAUCAUCAACAUCAAGUUUGCAGACUUGCACGUCCCAGGGAGCCCGUUUACAGUGAAGGUGACAGGUGAGGGUCGAGUGAAGGAGAGCAUCACUCGGAAGAGGCGAGCAGCGUCAGUGGCAAACGUUGGGAGUCAGUGUGAUCUGUGCUUCAAGAUUUCAGAAAUCAACGUGGGUGACAUGAAGGCGCAGGUGACAAGUCCCAGUGGGACUGUGCACGAUGCUGAGAUCAUGGAAGGCGAGAACAACACCUACAGCAUCCGUUUUGUGCCAACGGAGAUGGGCGUCCAUACGGUCAGCGUCAAGUACCGGGAGCAGCACGUGUCUGGGAGCCCCUUCCAGUUCACGGUUGGACCCCUUGGUGAAGGUGGCGCCCACAAAGUGAGGGCCGGGGGUCCCGGCCUAGAGAGGGCUGAGGCUGGAGAGCCAGCUGAGUUCAGUAUCUGGACCCGUGAGGCUGGUGCUGGGGGUCUGUCGAUUGCUGUAGAGGGUCCCAGCAAAGCAGAGAUUGCCUUUGAAGAUCGCAAGGAUGGCUCGUGUGGAGUGUCCUACAUCGUCCAGGAGCCCGGUGACUACGAAGUGUCGAUCAAGUUUAAUGAGGAACACAUCCCAGACAGUCCAUUUAUUGUCCCUGUCGCCUCUCCCUCUGAUGACAGCCGCCGUCUCACUGUUACGAGCCUUCAGGAGUCAGGGCUAAAGGUGAAUCAUCCAGCAUCCUUUGCAGUCAGCUUAAACGGUGCGAAGGGAGUGAUUGAUGCCAAGGUGCACAGUCCAUCAGGAGCCCUCGAAGAAUGCUGUGUCUCUGAGAUUGAUGAAGAUAAAUACGCUGUUCGCUUUAUCCCGAGGGAGAACGGGAUCUAUCUGAUCGAUGUGAAGUUUAAUGGCUCUCACAUUCCUGGAAGCCCCUUCAAGAUCCGGGUUGGAGAGCCAGGGCAAGCUGGUGACCCAGGGAUGGUCUCUGCGUCUGGUGCUGGUCUUGAGGGAGGACUCACUGGAGUUCCUGCAGAGUUUAUUGUGAACACUCAGAAUGCUGGACCUGGGGCCCUGAGCGUCACCAUUGAUGGACCGUCCAAGGUUACGAUGAACUGUGUCGAGUGCCCUGAGGGUUACAAAGUGACCUACACCCCCAUGGCUCCUGGAAAUUACCUGAUCUCCAUCAAAUAUGGAGGCCCCUACCACAUUGUUGGCAGUCCCUUCAAAGUCAAAGUCACUGGCCAGCACUUGGUAAGCAGCCAUAGCCUCCAUGAGACCAGCUCGGUGCUGGUGGACAGUGCCUGCCGUUCAGCUUCCAUCAGCCCCCAGGGUGCUGGGCCGAAGCCUGACUCCGACAGCAGCAAGGUGGUUGCCAAAGGCCUGGGCCUCAGCAAGGCCUACGUUGGCCAGAAGAACUGCUUCACAGUGGACUGCAGCAAAGCUGGUUCCAACAUGCUCCUGGUUGGAGUGCAAGGCCCAAAGGUCCCUUGUGAGGAAGUUCUGGUUAAACACCUCGGAAGCAAACUCUACACCGUCUCCUACAUUCUAAAAGAGAAGGGCAAUUACAUUCUGGUUGUCAAAUGGGGAGAUCAUCACAUCCCAGGAAGCCCCUUUCAGAUUUCUGUCCCGUAAACCCACACUAAAUACCCCUUCACUCUCCCACUUACCCCAACCCCCUCGAACAAAGGAAGCGUCAGUUUGCUUCGCCCUCCCUGGGAGGGGGGUGGGGUAGGUGGAGGGAGGGGUGUAAAAGUUUCACAAGAAAGAAAAGUUUUUUUUGAAAAGGCUUUCACACUCAUUUUCUGCCCCGUGCCCACUCAGUGAUUAGAACCUGAUCUGCUUUAACGAGUUUCUGUCGCUGCCCCCCAGAUUUUAACCCUGUGUCACCCAAAUGCCCUCAGAUUCAGGAGUAAGGGGGGCAGGAAGUGGGAGGGGCUGGGCUGGGGGAGAGUUAAUUCAUACUCUGAAGUGAUCUCUCUCUUCAUCCCCCCACGCUACCUCUCACCAAGUUUACCUAUUCUCUAAACUUUCUCAGUAUCCAUCUACCUCCACACUUCUCUCAUCUUCCUCUCUCUCUCUCUCCCCCUUCCCAUUCUCACUCAGUCUCUUAUUCACUUAAUCAUCCUUUCUUUUCCUCUCUCAAAUUCUUUCUUUCACUCUCUUUUUUCCCUCGUGUUCUAUCUAUUUCUGUUUCUCUGUCUUUGUUUUUUGUCUUUCACUCUGCCUAGUUUUUUUCUGUUUGUGUUUUUCUCUCUCUCUCUCUCUCCCCCUGUUGCUCCCCACCUGCCAUCUCCCAGAAAUGAGGUGUCAGCACUCUGUGCAGGGUUUGGGAUGUGGUUUAAGAGCUGGCUAUUGAUAAUCGCUGUGCUGUUAACCGAGGGUGCACUUAGCUGUUGAGGACAAGUUCACUUGCGAGCACAUGUACCAUAACUGUGCCUUUCCUUCCUUCCUUCCCUCCAUUUAUCCCUCUUCUCCCUCUCUUGUGCACAAGACAGUAUUUGCAUUGCAAAUGAUGAAUAAAAAGAAACUUUGAUUCUAUAAA